AUGACGAAAAUAAUAAUCGCUACUGAGCCUGCAAGAUCUCCCGCGACUAGAGCUAAAACUAAACCUACUAGAAAUAAGUCGAGAUGUUGUACUUUGAUUUCAUAUUCACUUCUACCUUUGUUCUUUCUUCUCCUAACAGGAGCAGUUAUACUAUGCGUGUAUUUACCGUCAAGUGAUGAGGAUGAGUUCUCUCCUACUAGUAACAGCUCUAAUGUACAAGCCAUUCUCAUAGCUGGUUCAAGUGGAAUUAGUAACUACAGACAUCAAGCUGAUGUUGCCUUGACAUACCAUUUGCUACUCAGAAAAGGAGUGCCGAAACAGAACAUCAUCACAAUGAUGUUUGAUGAUAUUGCACAUCAUCCAGAUAAUCCCUACAAAGGAGAAUUGAGGAGCUCACCAUUCGGACCAAACCUCUAUAAAAACUUGAGAGUUGAUUAUAAAGGCAACGAUGUGAAUGUCAAUGUUCUUAAAGCAGUUUUACUAGGAGAUAAAUCGGCAGUAACAUUUAAAGGAACAUCAAGAGUUUUGAAAAACACUCUUGACCGCCACGUCUUCUUGUACUACUCUGACCAUGGACAUGGGGGUAUACUUGGAAUGCCGUCAGGUGAUUUUCUUACGAAGAGGAAAUUCCAACAUAUAUUAUCGUCGAUCAAGUUCAACGCAAUGGCUGUAUAUCUAGAAGCGUGUCAAGCAGCCCAAAUGUUCGAAGGCUACGAAAACAACGACAAAGUUUACGCAUUGGUAGCUUCAACUGCUUACCAAAGCUCCUAUGCAGCUAACUGUCGUUCAGGAAUAUGUUAUUCUGAUGAUUUCACUCUGACUUGGACAAACGAUACUUUGAAACAUGACAUUAGGAGACAUACUCUUGGAGCUCAAUAUAAAAACGUUAGAAACUAUCUUAGAAGCUCCACAGCUUGCAGCUUUGGUAGUUUAUCCUUAGAGCGAGACUGGGUUCAAAACUAUCAAGGUGGCAGGCACGGAAUAACUUACCCUGAACCCAGUCUAAAAAACCUCUCAAGCUUGUUCAGUCCAAAUGAAAGUAAAUUAUCGACGCUGGAAAAAAGUUUGGCCGAUGAAAGCGCAAUGUUUUCUAUACCUUCCACUGAUAUCGCUAUUUAUUCCGCUCAAUGGAAACAGAAACUUGCCAAAUCGCCAGAAGAGAAGAUCAGAGCCCAACAAGAGCUGGACGACAUAGUUUCUGGUCGUAUAUUAGCCGAGGAUUUAAUAUCUGAUAUUUCAAACAAGUUGAAUGGAACAGUCUCGCCGAGUAACGAAACCAACGCUAAGGACUCUGAUUGCUUCGAAAGAGUUCUAGAAGAGUUUUCCAGUAAAUGCUUCGCCCUAGGAACAAACACAUACUUCACAAGGAUAAUUUCACAACUCGAGCAGUACUCAGUAGAGAUAAACUGUGACUCUGUCAUCGAAGUUAUCGCAAAUCAGUGUGUUAAUACUGUUGGAAUGCCUAACCUACGACCUCGCGGUACUAACAGGGUGGUGAAUGUUCCUAGCGGAAUGGCAGCAUCUACCAGAGGUCGCAGGAGGAGAGCAGAGCCAGAAACAGACCCAAGUUUCCGAUCUCCAUCUAGGCUCCGAAGAAGACAAAUGAAUAAUACCAUAGUAAUUGAUGAUAGCUUAGAAGAAAUUGAGGACAACGACGAAAGUAUUAUUCUCAAUGAGGACGACACUGAAGAUGAUCUCGAUGCUCUCUCUGAUGUAUAUAAUUCCAAUGAAGACAGUUUUGAUAAUGAAGUUGAUGAAAUCAGUUCAAUAGAGGAAAAUGAUGACAACACAACGGAUACUAGUGGAGAGAGUAUUACGAGUACUGAUAUUGAUGAGAGCUCAAACGGAGAAAAUGAAACCGAUUCGAUGUCGAGUUUCUUAGACGAUGACAGUGAUAGAGAUUCAUCUACACCUACCAGCAGCUUUGAUGAAAACUGGGGUCCCGGAAGUCCUCUUAUUAUAUCUCUCAUGAAUCAUCUCCAUAAUCAGGCUGGAGAUGACUAUGAUAGGAAUGAAUAUGAACCCGUUGACGAUGUUGAUUUCACGGUUCCGUCGGCUAAGGAACUCAAUGAGUCGCUCAUAAGAUCCUCAGAGCAUGGCGACUGUCCUAUUUGUUUCGACGAUGUUUCUGUUGAUCCCGUGGGAUGCAUUUACUGUAGGAAGUUUGUUGGAUGCCGACAAUGUAUUCAAAGAUGGGUUUCAUCUGCAAAGGCAAAAAAAGCAGAGGAUUCAGGAGCUAAUUGUACAAAUCAUUAUGCAUGCCCACUUUGUCGACACGAAUGGGGAGAAAUCCCCGAAGUGGAAAGUAUUUUCUUAAUAGAGUUCCAGUGA
Molecule: messenger RNA, 2331 nt
Organism: Auanema sp. JU1783
Lineage: Eukaryota; Metazoa; Nematoda; Chromadorea; Rhabditida; Rhabditidae
Source: the annotation of a GenBank genome assembly